CAGUUAAACUUAUAUUCUUGAAAAAUGGAAAAUAAGUUACCUAUCAUUGAUUUCUCGCCUAUUUUCAGCAAAUGUUUGACAAGUGAAGCGUUAUGGCAGCAUUUUGAAAACGACAAAGAAGUUCAAGAAAUUAUCAAAAACUUUCGCGAUGGUUUUUGCACUUGGGGGUUUAUAUACGUCAAAGGACAUGGCAUUGACGAAUCCGAUAUAAAAACUGUUAAUAAAAAGGCAAAACAGUUUUUUAAUUUUCCUUUAAAUUUCAAAAAUAAUUACUUCCGUGGCAAUGGAAUUGCUUUAGGUUAUGUUCCUGUUAACGGCGAAAAGUUUACAGACAAACGACCAUUUGACAUUAAAGAAGCUUUGGACUAUUUACCAAACUCAACCUUGUCGAAAAACAUGUACACAAGGCUUCCAGACUUCGUUAACACUUUAAAUGAGUUUUUUGAUAAGUCCAGCAAUUUAGUUAAUAUUAUUUUGCGGGUGCUUGCGGUGGCACUGGGGUUAAAUACUGAGCAUUUUGUGAAGUUGCAUUCAAGUAUGGGUAAUCACAGCAAAAAUGGUACUACGAUGCGGCUGUUAUACUAUCCAGAGGUAAUUAAAACUAUAUCUAAAGAACAACUUCGUUGCAGUGAACACACAGACUACGGAACUUUAACAAUGUUGUUUCAAGAUGCGGUUGGAGGACUUGAGGUGCUCUCACCAUUUGGUGAAUUUGUUCCAGUAACUCCUAUUCCUGGUACCGUUGUUAUAAAUGGUGGUGAUUUACUUGAAGCAUGGAGCAACGGAAAGUUUAAAGCUACAUUACACAAAGUUUCAUUGACAUCUUCAGCAUCACCAAGACAGUCCAUUGCUUUUUUCACACACCCAAACUACGAUACAGACAUUACAUAUGUUGAUGAAUUUGGUAUUAAGCAUACAAGAAAUGCUCGCGAACACCUUGAAAAAAGAUUUUCAACAACUAUAUAUUAAUUUAAAGCUUUAUAUAAAAUCUAUUGAUAUUAAUCCAAGUUUGUAGCUAAAGUUUGUUUAGUUUUUACAGUGUUAGUAAAGAUGUUACAGUUUGUGUCACCAGUGUGACCAGUAUUACAGUUUGUAAUUUAGUUUUUGUAUUGAUGUUAUUGUCAUUAAAGGUGUUAUUCUGAUUAAAAGUGUUUUAGUGUUUAAAGGUAUUUUAGUGUUUGUGAAAGUGUUAAAAUGUUUGAUGUUGUAAUUGUGUAAAGAGCUUUGGUGUUUUUUAUUAGUUUGCUAACGAAAUUGAUUUGACGUUGAAACUUUAUAUAUUUACAAUGUUGUUGGUUUUAUAUUUUUGCUUUUGUUAUGACUGUGAUUUCGGUCU
Messenger RNA from Hydra vulgaris (swiftwater hydra), 1336 nucleotides. RefSeq lists its product as uncharacterized. NCBI's taxonomy places the organism in Eukaryota, Metazoa, Cnidaria, Hydrozoa, Anthoathecata, Hydridae. Gene Ontology annotation, molecular function: 2-oxoglutarate-dependent dioxygenase activity. The record is from RefSeq and is a predicted model, not a curated record.